AUGGACAGCAUGGAUAAACUUGACACGUCUCGGGUUCAAUGUAGAGUUGUUGGAACCUGGUAUCUAGUUCAGGCAGCAAGUGUUGUACAACACAGCCAUUGUGGGCGUGAGAUGAUGGGUACCUGUUCCUUCCCAACGAUGUUUCCUCCCAUCAGUAACAUCUGCUACAGCUACGGCAAUGGGAACAGCUUCCCAAUCAUCUAA
Messenger RNA from Arabis nemorensis, 204 nucleotides. NCBI's taxonomy places the organism in Eukaryota, Viridiplantae, Streptophyta, Magnoliopsida, Brassicales, Brassicaceae. The record is from the annotation of a GenBank genome assembly.